Messenger RNA from Adineta ricciae, 2196 nucleotides. Lineage: Eukaryota; Metazoa; Rotifera; Eurotatoria; Adinetida; Adinetidae. The record is from the annotation of a GenBank genome assembly.
AUGAUGUUCCGUUUAUUACAAAAAGCUCGAUUAUUUCCAUCGUCGAUUAUUAUUCGAUUGAAUUCAACUCAAAAAAUUCCUGUACGAAAUUUGCCGACUAUUGAAGACGAUGAUGACGAUGAUGAGAGCGCAAAACAAUUCACGACAGCCAAGGAUUAUAUCUUCGCCGAUUCGAAAUCCGCUCGAUUCAAAGAAAAGAACAAACGAAAACAAAAACAAUGGCUAAAGGAACUUGAACAGCAACAAAUUCGUCCCAAUACACCUUUAUCGUCGUUUGUAAAACAGGAAGAAAAGAAGGAGCACAUCCCGGAGGAUAAAAUCAUACGUGAUACAUAUGUGACAUCAGAAGGAAUCGUUCGUCAAGACAAUUUCCAAUUGAAUUUUGACGUCGACUUAGAUGAAGAUGAACAGGAGAAAGAGGCAGAUGAACCAAAACCAUUGGCUGUUGGUGGACGACAAUAUCCUGUGUGGUAUUAUGCAGGAAAACUGAAGCAGCUGGCAGCACAAAAUAAGGUUCAAGAAACCCUUGACUACUUCUAUAAUGAAAUGAUGGACAAGGAACGCGUUGCUCCGAAUCUAUUUUGUUAUCAAGUUGUCAUUGGCAUCUGUGCAAGAAAUGGUUAUUUAACACAAGCAUUUGAUCUAUAUCGUGAAAUGAAAGAUCGAGGCUUUACAACUGUUGAUUCACGAAAAAUGUCGAAGAUCUUUACAUUACUUGCUAACGCUUGUUAUCGCGCGUCGGAUAGUCAACUGGCAAUUGAUCGUGCAACUCAUCUUGUUGACGAAAUGAAAACAAAAGAGUUUCGUAUUGAAUAUCGAACAUACAAUGCAUUGAUCGCUGCAUUCGGUAAACACGAUCAAUUGAAAAUGUCAUUCCAAAUAGCUGAUGAGAUGACCGAAGUGGGUUUUGUACCAAAUGAAGAUACUUAUGCGUCGCUACUGAUUGCCUGUCAAUCAGAGAAGAAUGCUGGCUUUAAAUAUGCUAUCGAAAUUUGGCGACGAAUGUUAGCUUUUGAUAUCCGGCCGACACCGUUCCAUUUUGGCCUAUUAUUAAAUAUAGCAUGCCAUUGUGGAUUAGGUUCAUCGGAAUCGAUGCAUGACUUACUCUUUCCACCUCAGCCGCUACAAUUUCUUCUUCCUGAAAAUGAUCUUCAAGAUAAAAAAGAGGAAACUAGACGUGGACCAUCAUUUCUCUCGUCGAUCAAUUCGUACAAUCAUGAUCCAUCGCAAAUUACACCAAAAUCGGAUGAUUCAUUCGUUGAAGAUCAUGACACCGGAGAGAUGAUACCUUCAACUUCAUCUGUCGUUAUGGAGCACGACGAUACUUUCUCAUCGGCAGAAUUAACUUCCGAAUGGUGGCAAGAUCCAGCAGAUGUACAAAAAGGGCAUUUACUACAUAAUCAUCUACGUCCAUUCAGUAAUGCAAGUAUUCUCAAACCAAACAUGGCCUAUGAAGAACCAAAUCUCGUUGGUUUUCGAAUGCCUAAAUCGCCUUCGGAACGCUUAAUGCUCUUGGGUGGUAUUCCUGGUAUAUUGAAACAUAUGCAAGAAUGCAAUAUUGUUCCUAAUAAUAUUAUUUUCAAUACUCUUCUCAAUCUCAUUCCACCACUAACAGAACAUGAGCAAGCAUUGAUACAUGUUUCCAAUUUAUGUGAAGUUAAACCUAACAUCCAAUUUUACAAUGUACUUAUCCUUCGGCGAUUACGUCGUGGUGCUAAACAAGAAGCAUUGCAAGUGCUGGAUCUCAUGCGUGAACGAUGUCUUUCGCCGGAUGAAUACACAUUUGCAGCAUUGGCUAAAGGGUGUCGGAAUAGACAAGAAGCCGAACAAUUGCUGAGUGAAAUGAAGGAUUUGAAUAUUAAACCAAAUCAAAAAAUUCUCGGAGCAAUGUUAGGAAAUGCAUUUUAUCGAACGAACUUCCCGUUCAUUACAUUGAUCUGUGAAACCUAUCGUGCAUAUAAUUUACAAGCGAACAGAAUCUUUUUGGAGCGAUUGGAGAAGUUUCUGUUGGAAGUUCGUACAAAAAUUCUCGCUAUGGAGCGUGCCAAUAUCGAUGACGAACAAUACCGGUUAAUAAGUUCAUCAUAUGAUCGUUUUCAAAAAUAUUAUAGCAAAUGGCUGAAUGAGAUUUCCUACAGCAAACGUUUUGAUCAGAAAAUUUCUUUUCGCUUCAAAAAGCCCGAUUUGAAAAAAUAA